AUGGACCUCACCUCGCCGUCCAGAUCCUCCCUCAAACGAGCAUGCGACAACUGUCGACGGCGCAAGGUUAAAUGUUCGCGGGGGAUGCCUUGCGACAAGUGCCAGCGCUUGCUUCUGUCUUGCUCCUAUAGGGAUAUCCUGUGUCGUAACAGACUGAAGUUUCGAACGCUUUAUCCCCUGGACCCCGUAGCCCCGCCCUCAGCCCAAAAUGAUCCGCCUCAAGCACAGUUCUACGCCGACAAGGAGAGCUUUCCCAAUCCCCCGGCUUUUGAAAGGAGCUCAGAAACGCCGUCGAUUUUCCUGAUCACCGAUACGCAACAUUCGCCGCACGACAUUUCGAGCACCCUCUCUCGACUUCGGUCGGCAUCAACCAGUUCUUCAGUAGAAGCAGCAAAUGGCCGGGGCCAGUCACGUUCACACGUGUGCCGUCUCUCCCCGCAGAUCCUGUUGGCACACGUCAAUGUUUAUUUGAAAUACUUAUUCCCUAUUAUGCCGGUGAUGCGCCGAGAGCAGUUGUACUUGGAUAGUCAACAGCCGGAACUACUGUCCCCACAGCGAUACACCUUCUUAGCUUCACUAUGUGUGGCCGCACAUUUUCAGCUGAAGCUAGAUAGAGACGCUCUAGUCCCAGAUGCAGCUCGGCGGCAGAACUUGGGUAAUAGCCACUUACAGAUCUCCGCAGAGAAGCUGUUGUCCGAAGCUGUGCGGGCACGGCAAAAAUGCGAUAUCGCGGAGGAUAUUAGCACUGAGGCGCUUUUAACUUCAUUCUUCCUUUUUGUAUCUUACAGAAACCUUAACAAGCAAAGGCACGCAUGGUAUUAUCUGCGCCAAGCUACAUCGAUGGCAUUCACACUGGGCCUGCAUCGAGAAUCCACUUAUGCAGAGUUAAAUGAGGAGGAAGCCGAGGAGAGGCGGCGAGUGUUCUGGCUGCUAGACUACGCUUUGCAGCAUUUCAAGCCGGUCUUUCUCAGCAGCUCUAUCAGCAAACAACAGGUUCUCUGCUCUGAAGAUCCAAAUUUGACGUACGGCUUCACCAGUCAGAUCCAUAACUUCGAGAAACUUACUGCGAACAUCUACGACUGGAUUUCUGCUGGCGGAGGAGAUGGACCCUUUGAAAGACUACCAAUAUCUGACAUUCAGUUAAGUCUUUGCAAGAAGAUCUCACUUCAUGGGGUCUUAGAAAUUCAACAGGUUGAAAUCCUCAUCACACAGCAGUGGUUGCAAGAGAUGAUGUGGAAAUUAUCUGUUAUCUAUGCAACGCGCCCUGGUGCUUGUGAUGAUAGGAUACUACCUUUUCACCUGCCAGUGCUAGUGGGUAAAGUUAUCAUGGGCGUAAUAAGUUCGGCAUCACAAGGCGCAGUGGAUGCCCAAGGAAUUGGAAUUGAGCAAAAACUCUUGGACCUCGGUACCUCCGUCGUCGAAGUCACACGGUCUCUGAGACCAAAAGCUCUUCAACGGCUUGUCGAGUCAGUCAUUGACCCCCGAGAGCUUCUUUGGGGCAUCCACCACACGCUGUCACAAUUUCGAGGCUCGCCAUCACACCUUCUUCCACUACUUUUAGAACGCUGCAGGACAUUGCUUGGCCUGGACUGCACAAUAACCAUUAACAAUUUCCUGCCCACUCUUAACGCAACGCUGUCCGACCAGGCAAGAUCGUGGCCUGAACAACACGGUUGGAGAUUUCUCGUCCCGUGUCGGAAUGUCCCACGAGAUGUGCGAGUGGAAAAUCAGCAGCAUGGACAAGGGGCCUGCUCAUCUACCUGCAAUCGUGCGAAGAAUGAGUUUGCAUUUUAG
This is a messenger RNA of Penicillium subrubescens, 1794 nucleotides long. RefSeq names its product Zn(II)2Cys6 transcription factor. The transcript is spliced from 3 exons. Lineage: Eukaryota; Fungi; Ascomycota; Eurotiomycetes; Eurotiales; Aspergillaceae. The coding region runs from base 1 to 1794 and encodes 597 amino acids. The record is from RefSeq and is a predicted model, not a curated record. Gene Ontology annotation, molecular function: zinc ion binding; DNA-binding transcription factor activity, RNA polymerase II-specific; DNA binding. Gene Ontology annotation, biological process: DNA-templated transcription; regulation of DNA-templated transcription.